Molecule: messenger RNA, 2478 nt
Organism: Paramecium tetraurelia
Lineage: Eukaryota; Ciliophora; Oligohymenophorea; Peniculida; Parameciidae
Exons: 2
Biological process (GO): protein targeting to vacuole; protein retention in Golgi apparatus
Cellular component (GO): extrinsic component of membrane
Source: RefSeq, a predicted model, not a curated record
AUGUUUAGUUUUAAGCCUGUGAAGUGGUUUUCUUCUCUUCUUUUAUCGAAGUUUCUCAAACCAUACAUAAAAAAUUUUGAGUCUCAAAAUAUAGAUGUUUAAAUUUUAGAUGGAGAAGUAUGUUUGAAAUAAUUGGAGUUGAGAAAUGAUAUAUUGAUGCAGUUUGGUAUUGAUAUAGAAGUGAUUGAUUCAUCAUUUGGAGAAGUCAAAUUGAUCAUUCCAUGGAACAAUUUAAAAACAAAAGAAAUAAGUGUAGAAAUAACAAAUGCAAAAAUUGUUCUAUCUAAUAAAAUUGAGAUGAGUGAUUUUAAUAAAGAGUAGUACAAAGACCAUUUAGAAAAACUAAAAAGAGAAGUGUUGUCUAAAUUUGAUGAAGCCGUGUAGAAAGAAGAUGCAUUUUCAAAUGGCUCAUCAGGAAAUAGCUUUUUUGCUGAUUUUGCAAAAAAAAUAUUUGAAAAGUUUGUUCUCAAAAUUAACAACUUAGACAUAGUUUUCAUUUAUCAAAUCAAUAACUAUGAAAUUGUAAAGUUUGGAUUUGGGUUUUAAAGUUUACUUAUAAAUCAAGAUGAUAUCAAACCUAAGAAAGAUGAAAUUCGUAAAAAAAUAGUAGCAGAUAACAUUUUUUUGCUAUUUGAAGUAUUUGAUAAUGUUCUCCCUUCUUAAUUGCAACCUGAAUCAUUCAUUCCAGAUUAAAAUUAAUCAAAAUAAGAAGAAAAGAAGGCUAUUCAUAUUCUCAAGAAACUAGCUCUCAAAAUAGAGUUUAGUUUAGUAUUCUCUGAAUAAAUGGAGAUAGAAUUAAAAAUCGCCACGAUUUCUGAUGUUCUCAUUUACUUAAAACAGAGAUAAAUCAGAUUAUUAUUAAGGGCCAUGUAAGAUAUUGUAAAUCAUCGUAAUGAUCGACCGAAAGAAAAACCUAAAUAUGGAAAAACUGCAAAAAAUUGGUGGGUAUACAUCAUCAGAAGAGUAAUUGAAAAAGAAUAUAUUCGAACAAAAGUAAGAAAAUAAGGAAUCACUAAUUACUUUAAAGUUUAAUAAUAUAUAGAAUUAUACACAAAAAAAAUGUUGAAAUAACAUGAUGCAAAAAGAGAUAACAAACUAAUGGGAGAUUAUGAAUAAAAAAAUACUAUUUCUUAAAUUUUAAUUUUGAGAAGCAUAGCGAUAGAUAAAAUUCUUGAAAUGAGAAAUAUAUUGCGAUCUAACAAUCCAAAAGAUCAAAAAGUUUAAAAAGAAGCCCAAGGAUGGUUUAAGAGAUUUUAAAAUGAUUUUAACAUGGAACAUGCAAGUAAUUUAAAGUUUAGUAGAAAUGUUAUUGAUUCAUACUUAUCCUUCAUGAAAGAAAAGGAAAGUAAUACAAGAGUUUCUAUCAUUUUGGAUGUUAAAAAGAUAAAUAUAUUAAUAUAAGAGAAUUAAAUUCUGUAAUAAUUAAGAAAUCUCCAUUAGCAAGUUAAUAUAUUUAAAUAAGAAUUAAAUUAGAAAAAGUCUCUUUAGACAAAAGUAUUGGAUCACAUUAAAAAUAACUUUCUAUAAAAGAUUACUAAAGUAACUGUCAAAUCAUCUGAAAUAAAUAAACAAGAAGAUUGGAAAUUAGAUGAGCUAUUGAAAGAGAAAAUACUUAUUAAUUUAGAAAUUACUGAAACUAAAUUAGAAUUAGUAAAAUAAGGUUAAUUUAAAUAAUUAGUGAAAGCAUAGAUCCAAAAGUUAAUCUUAUUAGAUACUAAUAAAUUCAACAGCCAUUAUUUAAAAAUUAUUGAAAUUUCAGAGGGAAUUAAAGUAUUAAUGAGUUCAGAACAAUUGGAAAGAUAAAAGAAGAUCCUCGAUUUGGACCCUUUAGAAAAGACAAUAUAGGUCUACUUAGAUAUUCAAGUGGGUCCACUUAGUAUCACACUUUGCAAACCUCUUUAUGAAAGAUUGAUAUCUUUACAAAAUUUAAUAUUUUUUGAUAAAUCUACUGUUCAGAAUGAUAAUUAAGAACACUCAAAGUAUUUUGACAACUUUUUAAUUUUAACAAAAAGAGUUUAAUCUAAUACAAAUGUCUCUUUUUCAAUAAGCAGAAUAAAUAUUUACUUGCCACUUUAAUAUUAGAUAAAGACACAAAUGUUAUUGAUACAUUUGAAACAAAUUAAAAUAUUUAAAAGAGAACAUGAAAACAGUGUUGUUAAUAUUUACCCAGCUGAAAAUUCUAAUGGAUAAGUAAGUUAAUAUCUAAAGGAUUUAAAAACAAGGUAAACUGUUAAUAGAGUAGCUUAAUAAAAUCAAAAUUUAGAGGAAAACUAAAAUUUAAAACCUGUGUACUUUUCAGUUGAUUGCUUAAGAUUAGCAUUUGUAUAGGAUUAUGAUUGGGAGAAUAAGGAAAAUAUUUUUAAAAUAUAAUAUAGGAAAUUAAGAAAAAAUGAAUAACAGAACGGAGAUCCUGGGAUUGAAACCAUUAUUGAAACCACUAUCCAAUAAAAAUAAGAAUGGAAUAAUCCUAAAAGAUGA